This is a messenger RNA of Nannospalax galili (Upper Galilee mountains blind mole rat), 1473 nucleotides long. It is a transcript of the gene Arpc1b, whose product is annotated as actin related protein 2/3 complex subunit 1B. NCBI's taxonomy places the organism in Eukaryota, Metazoa, Chordata, Mammalia, Rodentia, Spalacidae. Gene Ontology annotation, biological process: Arp2/3 complex-mediated actin nucleation. Gene Ontology annotation, cellular component: actin cytoskeleton; Arp2/3 protein complex. Gene Ontology annotation, molecular function: actin filament binding. The record is from RefSeq and is a predicted model, not a curated record. The coding region runs from base 114 to 1232 and encodes 372 amino acids. The transcript has 10 exons.
CGCCCCCCCCGCCCACGAGGAAGUGGUUGCUGCACUGCGUGGGGCUCAGAGCCGGAUCGGCGCGUCGACUGUCCAGAGUCCGCGGCCGGGGCGCCCCGAGGAGCUGAGCAUUCAUGGCUUACCACAGCUUCCUAGUGGAGCCCAUCAGCUGCCAUUCCUGGAACAAGGAUCGUACACAGAUCGCCAUCUGCCCCAACAACCAUGAGGUACACAUCUACGAAAAGAGUGGCGCCAAGUGGACCAAGGUUCACGAGCUCAAGGAGCACAACGGGCAGGUGACAGGCAUCGACUGGGCCCCUGAGAGUAACCGCAUCGUGACCUGUGGCACAGACCGAAAUGCCUAUGUGUGGACACUGAAGGGCCAUACGUGGAAGCCCACACUGGUCAUCCUGAGAAUCAACCGUGCUGCCCGUUGUGUGCGCUGGGCCCCCAAUGAGAACAAGUUUGCCGUGGGCAGUGGCUCCCGUGUCAUUUCCAUCUGUUAUUUCGAGCAGGAGAAUGACUGGUGGGUGUGCAAGCACAUCAAGAAGCCCAUCCGCUCCACUGUCCUCAGCCUCGACUGGCACCCCAACAACGUGCUGCUGGCUGCGGGCUCCUGUGACUUCAAGUGCAGGAUCUUCUCAGCCUACAUCAAGGAGGUGGAGGAGCGGCCAGCCCCCACACCUUGGGGUUCCAAAAUGCCCUUUGGGGAGCUCAUGUUUGAGUCCAGCAGCAGCUGCGGCUGGGUGCAUGGUGUUUGCUUCUCAGACAGUGGGAGCCGUGUGGCCUGGGUCAGCCAUGACAGCACUGUGUGCCUGGCGGAUGCCGACAAGAAGAUGGCUGUUGUGACUCUGGCCUCUGAAACACUGCCGCUCCUUGCCAUCACCUUCAUCACAGAAAACAGUUUAGUGGCAGCGGGCCACGACUGCUUCCCGGUGCUGUUUACCUAUGACAGCGCUGCAGGGACGCUGAGCUUUGGUGGACGGCUGGACGUGCCCAAGCAGAGCUCUCAGCGUGGCCUGACUGCCCGAGAGCGUUUCCAGAACCUCGACAAGAAGGCCAGCUCCGAGGGCGGCCCAACAUCGGGCGUGGGCCUGGACUCCCUGCACAAGAACAGUGUCAGCCAAAUCUCAGUGCUGAGUGGGGGCAAGGCCAAGUGCUCGCAGUUCUGCACCACUGGCAUGGAUGGUGGCAUGAGCAUCUGGGAUGUGAAGAGCCUGGAGUCAGCCCUGAAGGACCUGAAGAUCAAAUAAGCUCUGAGGAGUGCUGCCCUCAUCCCAGCUGCUGGGGAAGGGGGGACAAGAACAGAGGGAGGCUAAGGGUCACUUUUCUGAAAUCUUCUAGGGUGCCAGGAUGGGUCCCCAUAGGGGCUGCCCCCCAAGAAGGGGAAGGGGCAGGUGUAGAGCUUUCCUACCUAUUCAGUGAACAUGUGCCUUUUUUCCUUAAAGAAAUGCUUUCACUUUUAUUUUGAAAAAAAAAAAAAAAGCCCCCAAA